AGUGUUCACUCGGCCAUCCCCUGUACUUCCUGGAUAUGAAAACGAUCAAAUAUUAGCUCUAACCAUCCUGGAUCACGGACACCUUUCAGCUGGGGUGAUCAUUACAGAACCACCUUCAGUGAUGAAGGGUAUUGCAAAAUUUGCAGUAUUUUUCCUCAUGCUGGUAUUUGCCCUUGCUGCCUACUUGCUUUUAAAUCCCUCUCUGAAUGAGACGAUUUUAAAAUUAAGUGAGUUGCCAAAUACACUGGCAAACUACAUGGGCAAUCCAGUUGGCACUGAUCAAAUUAAAUUACCAACAUCAAGCUACACAGUGAGUGUGAAAUGCCCACACCCAUCCACAGACCCGGGAAUCAUGUUUCUCCAGACAUCCAGUCAACUGAAUCCUUCCUCACUGGCCAUGUGUGGCAUCGAAUCAGCAGCAAGACUAAACCCAAACAAACCAGUUUAUUACUUCAUGAAAGCAUUCAAUGGGAAUAUAUCUGCAUAUCGAGAUCCUGAGUACAAAGGCAUCCGUCUGCUUUCUUCAUUCAAGAACGUAAUCAUCUUGCCCUUGAAUCCUAAAGAAUUGUUCAACAACACGCCCUUGGCUGGAUGGUAUGCGAAGGUAGAUCCCAGCAAGGAAAGAUAUUGGUUCCAUGUCCUCGCUGAUGGCUGCCGGCUGGCCUUGCUGUGGAAGUACGGAGGCAUCUACCUGGACACGGAUAUCAUUUCACUCAAACCCUUGGAAUUCCGAAACUUUAUCGGUGCAGAAUCAACACAUUUUGCGAAUAAUGCAGCUUUGGGAUUUAACCGCUCGCAUUCUUAUGUCGAGAAUUGCUUGAGGGAUUUUGUUGAGAAAUUCAAUGGAGCAGCUUGGGGCCAUCAGGGUCCUAAACUGAUAACCCGGAUGGUGAAGAAAUGGUGUGGGACUGACAAUCUUCAAAGCCUCUUCAACAAAGGAUGCAAAGGUAUUAUGUUCUUGUCUGACAACUGGUUUUACCCAAUUCCAUUCAAUGAUUGGACAAAGUACUUUGAAAAAAAUCAAUGGAACAACAACAGUGAUGAUAUUGAAAAGAAAUUCUCAAAGACGAAGGGGGUACAUGUUUGGAGUUUUUUAUCCAGUCGCCAAAAAAUUCAAAUUGGAGGAAGUCACUCUUUAGUAGAAUACUUCUUCAGUACAUACUGUCCAAGCACAUAUGAAACUCUCCCCAAAUAGUGUGUGCUGUGAGUGUCAGUUUACAUAUUGCUUUGAAUUUUCCCCACUAAAUAACUACCUGUAACAAACCGAUCAUGAUGGGUGGCUCUCGGCCUCAUCUUACUCUAUCUUCAUCUGGAUCUUCCUACUGUCUUUCAGGCAUAGAAUGGAAGGGGACAAGUGGGAUCCUGCCUCGAGUUUUCCUCUCUAACUUUCUCCCAUCUUACCCCAUCACCUGCUCCCUCCUUCCCCCAAAUAAUCCUGGAAACCAUCUCCCAUUUUAAUAAAAAGUAAAAGACUGCAGAUGCAGGAAAUGUGAAACAAACACCAAGAACACGGGAAAAACUGAGCAAAGGAGUUCUGGACCCAGCGCUGUAUCUCUUCCUCCACAGAUGCUGAGAGAUUUGGUGAGCUCCUCCCACAUUCUCUGUCUGCUUUUAUUUUUUGUAAAGCUAAGUGCAAAAUCCUGGGAAAGUGUGCAGUAAAAAUUACCAAGAUACACUGGCCCUUAGGUAUUAUCACUGGACUAAUAAUUUAAAGGUACAGGUGAAUAGCAUGUGGACACGGGGUCAACUCCCACCAUGGAAUUUAAAUUCAGUUAAUUAACUUGGAUUGGAUGAUUGCUGUAAAAAUCCAUUUGGUCUUAGAAUGUUUUCAGGGAGAGAAAUCUGUCAACCUUACUUGGUCUGGCCUAGGUGUGACUCCAUAGCCAUUUCCCUGACAUGGCUCAGUGAACCACUACAAAGCCUAAAAAAAAGAAAUGAAACCAGAUAGACCACAGACAUUGACCCAGCUGGUGUUAACAUCCAGAACUAUAGUGCUAGCUCUAUCCAGCCUGUAAACGCCUUCUUACUAACAUCUGUGGAUUUGUCGGAGACUGUCUUACUGACCUAUGGUGCCCCAUGGUAGGAUGAUGAAGAAGGUGAAGUUGCAUGGGGUCCAGGGUGUACGAGCCAAAUGGAUAGAGAACUGGCUGCACAUUCUCCCUGUGUCUAUGUGGGUUUCCUCCAGGUGCUCUGGUUUCCUCCCACGGUCCAAAGAUGUGUACAUCAGGUGAGUUGGCCAUGCUAACUUGCUCCUCAUGUUAGGUGCAUUAGUCAGAGGGAAUUGGGUCUAGGUGGGUUAUUCUUUGGACGGUUGGUGUGGACUUGUUGGGCCGAAGGGCCUGUUUCCACACUGUAGGGAAUCUAAUCUAAUCUAAUCUAAAAAAAAAACCCAGGAAACAGAGAGUAGUAGUAGAAGGAAGUUUCUCAAAAUGGAGACCUGUGACCAGUGGUGUCCCACAGGGAUCCAUCCAGGGACCACUGUUGUUUGUGAUAUAUGUAAAUGAUUUGGAGGAAGGUAUAUCAGAUCUGAUUAGCAAGUUUGCAGGUGACACUAAGAUUGUUGGAGUAGCAGAUAGUGAAGGGGACUGUCAGAGAAUACAGCAGAAUAUAGUUAGAUUGGAGAGUUGGGCAGAGAAAAGGCAGAUGGAGUUCAAUCCGGGCAAAUGGGAGGUGAUGCAUUUUGGAAGAUCCAAUGCAAGAGCAAACUUUACAGUAAAUGGAAAAGCCCUGGGGAAAAUUGAUGUACAGAGAGAACUGGGUGUUCACGUCUAUUGUACCCUGAAGGAGGUAAUGCAGGUCAAUAGAACGGUCAAAAAGGCAUUUGGCAUGCUUUCGUUCAUCAAGCAGGGUAUUGAGUACAAAGGUUGGCACAUCAUGUUACAGUCAUAUGCUUACUACUCUCUGAGUGAAGAAACUACCUCUGACAUCUGUCCUAUAUCUAUCAUCCCUCAAUUUAAAGCCCCCUCGUACUCGCCGUUACUGUACUUGGAAAAAGGCUCUCCCUGUCCACCCUAUCUAACCCUCUGAUUAUCUUAUAUGUCUCUAUUAAGCCACCUCUCAACCUUCUUCUCUCUAACAAAAACAGCCUCAAGUCCCUCAGCCUUUCCUCGUAAGACCUCCCCUCCAUAUCAGGCAACAUCCUGGUAAAUCUCCUCUACACCCUUUCCAAAGCUUCUUAUAAUGCGGUGACCAGAACUGUACACAAUACUCCAAAGUGCAGCCGCACCAGAGUUUUGUACAGCUGUCGCAUAACCUCAUGGUUCUGGAACUCGAUCCCUCUAUUAAUAAAAGCUAAAACACUGUAUGCCUUCUUAACAACCCUGUGAACCUGGGUGGCAACUUUCAAGGAUCUGUGUACAUGGACACCGAGAUCUCUCUGCUCAUCUACACUACCAAGAAUCUUACCAUUAGCCCAGUACUUUGCAUUCUGGUUACUCCGACCAAAGUGAAUCACCGCAUACUUGUCCGCAUUAAACUCCAUAGAUUAGAUGGGCUUCAGAUUGGUAUGACUGGUCGGCGUAACAUCGAGGGCCGAAGGGCCUGUACUGAGCUGUAGUGUUCUAUGUUCUAUGUUCUAUGUAGUUGUAUAAGAUUUUGGUUCCGCCAGAUUUGGGAUACUGCAUUAGUUCUGGUCGCCACCUUACCAAAAGGAUGUGGUUGCUUUGGAGAGGAUGCAUAGGAGGUUCACUAGGAUGUUGCCUGGUAUUUAGGGCACUAGCCAUGAAGAGAGGUUGAGUAGAUUAGGAUUAUUUUCAUUAGAAAGACGGAGCUUGUGGGGGGACCUGACUGAGGUCUACAAAAUUAUGAGAGUUAAAGACAGGGUGGAUAGCAAGAAGGUUUUUCCCAGAAUAUGGGGUCUCAAUUACUCAGGAUCACGAGCUCAAAGUGAGAGGUUUAGGGGAGAUAUGCAUGUGAAGUUCUUUACACAGAGGGUGGUGGGUGCCUGGAAUGUGUUGCCAGCGGAGGUGGUAGGUGCAGGCACGACUGCAUCAUUUAAGAUAUAUCUAGACAGAUACAUGAAUAGGUGGGGAGCAGAGGGAUAAAGACCAUUAGGUAAAAGGUGAUAGGUUUAGGGAGAGGAUCUGGAUCACUGCACGCUUGGAGGGCCGAAGGAUUUGUUCCUGUGCUGUAAUGUUCUUUGUUCUUUGUACACAUAGAAUUAUACCUUACACACAGUGUCCCUGACGCCACCAUCAGCAUCCUCAGCUCUGACCUAUCCCACUGACUAUGGUGUACAUUGGGAAAAAUGUCUUGCUCACUACUAUGUAAUGGACUCCUUUGCUCAACCAAUAAGCCAAUGUUCCUCCGUGUUGAAUACCAUGUUGAGUGAGCACUGAAGUAGAUAAGGGCACACGGUGAGGCAUGGGGGACUUCAAUGUCUACCACCAACUACUGAUUGUGUUGGAGAAAGUGAGGACUGCAGAUGCUGGAGAUCAGAGCUGAAAAAUGUGUUGCUGGAAAAGCGCAGCAGAUUGUGUUGGUCAAGUAUUAAAAGCUCUAACUGCUAGACUGAACCAGCAGCAGGUGGAGAGAGAGAGAGAGCUAACAAGAGGAAGAAGCCUGCUUGAACUCAACAUCAUCACUGCCCCUGUGGCAGAUGUAUGUGUCCAUAACAGCAUCACUAGAGAUGUACAGGUAUACAGCCUUUGCUUGAAGAAUACCCUCUAUCAUGUUGAGAAGCGCGGUCCCAUUGCAAACAAGUCAGAUUUUGAAUAGACCUGGCAUCUCAAAACUGGGCACCAUGAAGCACUGUGGGACAUCAGCAUCAGGAGAAUUAUAUCGAACCACAAUCAGUAUCAUCAUGGCCUGAAUAAUCCCCAUCCUGCCAUGAGCACUAAGGAUUCAAACUGAUUCAACAAAAAUUGCAGGAGGAUAGAAGGUAAUUUUCUGUAUGGUGGGACAUGGAGCACAGUGAGGAUGCAGUUUACAAUGGUGGGGGUGGGGGGGAGGGGGGGCGAUGACUGACUUUGAGAGUGCCUGAGCUAAGACGAUGGAAUGUCAGGAGGUCAUCCAUUCUUGCUGCAGGAAUGUUGUUCUGCAGCAUUUGAAUAUUUUACAAGGACUCCUGAGCAAUUUGAUGAGUUUACAGCUCUACCUCAGUUUCUCUGUUAGAAUUCCUGCCCAUCAUUUUCCAGCAGGUGUCAUGGGGGAAACGAAAUGGGAAUCCAACCUUCUGUUUUUUUUCACCCAGGACUUAGUCUUCUCUUGAACAAUACCUGGUGUUACUUUCUGCUCAGUAAAUACUGAGAUCUGAUCAGGGACAAUUAAUGUUUGAUUCUUUAUCAUUCUGCUUUACGACCUCAGGGAUUUUCAUGGACCUAUCUCUUGGUGGAAUCCCACAAGCAUCCUUGGUUAGUGACUGUGUCAGGGAUUGAUGGAAUCAGGGGUUUAAUGUUAGCAAUGCUGCCUAUAUGGACAAUAAUGUUAUACCUGACACUGAAAAUGGGAUCUGAAUGUUACUUUGAUCUGCAAGAUUCUUUGUAAGACACAUUUAUGAAAGCACAUUUGAAGGACAAAUAUAUUUCUAUAUGUUUAUUUUUGUUUAAAACAUUCUGAGCUUACAUCUUAUCCUGGGGAACAGUGAGGUGAUACCUUUUCAACUGUUGUAAAAGUUUUAGAUUCCUACGUUGUACAUUUGGAUUAAUCUGUUCCCAGGUGAUAAAUCAAUCUAUUUUUUAAAA
Hemiscyllium ocellatum (epaulette shark) is the source of this 5681-nucleotide messenger RNA. Its product is annotated as lactosylceramide 4-alpha-galactosyltransferase-like. The coding region runs from base 122 to 1195 and encodes 357 amino acids. The transcript is spliced from 3 exons. The record is from RefSeq and is a predicted model, not a curated record. Lineage: Eukaryota; Metazoa; Chordata; Chondrichthyes; Orectolobiformes; Hemiscylliidae. Gene Ontology annotation, biological process: protein O-linked glycosylation. Gene Ontology annotation, molecular function: acetylglucosaminyltransferase activity.